CACAUGUUUUCAUAGAACAUACGAGUUUUUAUCUAUUUGUAGAUAUAAAAUUUGGUUUAAUAGUGUUAGUCCUAUACACAACCUGGCAUACUAAGAUGAUUUCGGAAAUUUUAACACUGGAGAAAGUUAUACAGGCUUUCGACAAGGUGAAGGCUGAAUUCGAAUUCGAUAAAGGAAGAUUAGCUGUCAUAACCACAGAUAGAUAUGAAGCUACGUACAAUAUCAUGGGUUAUCAUUUUACCCCUGACGAACCUCUCAGUAAAGCAUUUGGUGUGACAUGGGUAGAAGACUUAGAAGAUUUGGUGAAUGGUAAACUGAAACAGAACGUAUCGAUUUGCAUGGUAUCUAGGGACACAGAUGAAGUGAUUGGGGUACGUGUAAUGUCUACCAUGAGGAGGACGGACCCGCCUCUUGACUUGUCAUCAAUGAAAUAUGAAUCAUUACGAGAUCUGUUCGAGUUUGUGCACCAAAAAGACAAUGAAGUACAGUUUUUUGAUAGGUACAGUGUUGAUGAGGCUGUACAUUUUAAUACUUUAGGUGUUCAUAAAAACUUCCGUCGGAUGGGACUUGGAGGUCGACUGAUUGGAGCAGCUGUUGCUUUAAGCAGGGAGUUAGGUUUCAAAGCAAUCACUGGUGAAGGAACCUCUAACUUCUCACAGAGGAUAUAUGAGAAAGAAGGAUUUGAAACUCUUGCUAUAUUACCAUACGACACUUACAUGUAUAAAGGACAACCAAUCAUAAACGCAACUGGCGAGCAUAAGAUGACAAAAAUAUAUGGUUUAAGGUUAUAAAACAUGCAAUUGAUUCAAAGCAUUAAGAUUUGUAUACGAGAAUAAAAAAAAUUAUAAGAACAAGCACACACUUUCGGAACGAAGUCUCCUCAGAAAGAACUGGUGCAAUUUCACCAAAACUUUACAGAAAUGAUCAGUACAAUGUCUUGCUGUGCAUCUCAUCAAUAUUUUUCGAUUUAAUGAUUUUUCAGAGUUAUAGCCCUUUAAUGACUUUAAUUUUUAAAAUUAUUUCUUAUACCACUGAUGCAAUUUCAAUGAAACUUAACACGAUUAAUCGUUAGCUCAAGUACUCGAGCAUAUUGCAUUGGUUUUCCAGUUGAAGGAUUUUAAGUCGAGUUAUGGCCCUUGAAUAAAAAAUCAUGUUUUUUGUCUGUUAAUGACAAUUUGUGUCUCCUAGCUGCAACACGGUAGCUGCCACGUGCAAUUGACUAUCAUGAGUCGACUAUGUGAUCACUGAGUGCCCUUGUUUCUUACAGCAAGUUAUUUACAAAAUAAUUUGUAAGGAGUAUUUAGUUAUUUAGUUAUUGUAGCCAGUGUGGUUUCAUUAUAACAUGAAAACAAGUAACGAAUUUAAAUUAUUGUUGGGUUUAUUGUAAUAAAAAAACGAAAUAUAUGGUUGUAUGCUGAAAUUUUUAAUUAAGUUUGUAAAUAAAAUGAUAACAUAUAUAUUAAUGUGUACUAAACGAGACAAGUGAUAUCAAUUUGUCAAAUAUAUAGAGGAUAUUCAUGUUUUCUCUUUAAAUACAGUAUUUAUUUUCAUCGAGUGGUAUGGAAUAUAUCAAUACUGCAUGAGUGACUCAUACCACAAGAUGAAAAUAAAUCUACUUAGGCCGUGUCUACACCUAUUCAAGUUUCUUACAUGUCACAUUUAGAUAAGCUAAAUAAAUGGCCCUUUCAACAUUUUUUCAGGCACAGUUUUUACUGAAAUGUCUCAUUAAAAAUAAAAAUAGCCCAGAAUUUAUACCUUUGUCUUUGCAAGACUAUCAUAAUUCUGUAAAAUAUGUGAAAAAAGCGGGAAAAUGAUGCAAUUAGCUAAAAUAGAAUGGAGUAAAUGAAAUGCGUUCAUUCUUUUUUUAAAUUGAAAAAUGUGACAAAAAAUUAUUUUGAUGCAAAUUUUUUAUUCGAUGAAAGUUAUUCACUAAAUGAACAAGAUCAUUUUAAAUCCAAUUUGACUCUACUUGAAAAAGAGCUUCUUUUUCAUUUUUAGUAU
This is a messenger RNA of Ruditapes philippinarum (Manila clam), 2001 nucleotides long. RefSeq lists its product as uncharacterized. The transcript has 2 exons. Lineage: Eukaryota; Metazoa; Mollusca; Bivalvia; Venerida; Veneridae. The coding region runs from base 96 to 791 and encodes 231 amino acids. The record is from RefSeq and is a predicted model, not a curated record. Gene Ontology annotation, molecular function: N-acetyltransferase activity.